Messenger RNA from Girardinichthys multiradiatus, 344 nucleotides. Its product is annotated as ferritin, middle subunit-like. Gene Ontology annotation, biological process: iron ion transport; intracellular iron ion homeostasis. NCBI's taxonomy places the organism in Eukaryota, Metazoa, Chordata, Actinopteri, Cyprinodontiformes, Goodeidae. The record is from RefSeq and is a predicted model, not a curated record. Gene Ontology annotation, cellular component: cytoplasm. Gene Ontology annotation, molecular function: ferrous iron binding; ferric iron binding. The transcript is spliced from 2 exons. Bases 1 to 330 code for a protein of 109 amino acids.
AUGUUCCCAUUUCAUUUGCGUCUUGGAAACGUAUUUUCCAUUUUGCCGAAACCAGAGAAGAAUGAGUGGGGCAUAGGCCUGGAGGCCAUGCAGUCUGCCCUGCAACUGGAGAAAAAUGUAAACCAGGCUCUGCUGGAUCUGCACAAGCUGGCCUCUGAUCGUGUUGAUCCCCAUCUGUGUGACUUCCUGGAGACCCACUACUUGAACAAGCAAGUGGAGGCUAUCAAGAAGCUCGGUGACCACAUCACCAACCUGACCUGCAUGGAUGCCAAAAACAACAAGAUGGCUGAGUAUCUGUUUGACAAGCACACCCUGGAAAGCAAAAGCUAAACGCCCAGAAUUAA